AGUGGAGAGAGGCGGAGGGGGCAGACUACGCGUGAGUUCGUGUACAAGAGAGGGGAGGGAGGAGAGAGAAACAGCCGCCUUCAAAAAUGGCGUCUUCAAGGGAAAAUGACUAAUAAUAUGAAAAAAACGAGGCCGCGAUCUCAAAAUCUAGUUGGAUUAAAUCGGAUUUAGGACGUUGAUUCAUUUUUUGGUGGUAGUUUAUCGUCUCUUUCUCAAAACGCGAAAACAAAGAGAGGACGAAAAUAUGAAAAUAGAGCAACACCAUCUUAUUCGGAUGCGUCGACAGGGCUAGCUCGAUGCUAGCUAGCUCACAACAAAUUUGGGGUGGGAAAAAUUUUGCAUGCCAUAUCGAAAUGCAUUAAGAUUGCACUUACUUCUAAAAUCGGGCACACUUUGCUUAAGGAUUUAGGCUAUAAUGUGACAGUCGUGUAUCCACCCUGCGUGCGUGGCUAUUAGCUUACCUUUCGACUGAAGUAAAGUAAGCGGAGAGAGGGGAGGAGAGGCGGAGGAAAGGACGUGUACGGUCAUAUGUGUACAUCAGUAAUUUAUUGGUUUCCGAAUUAAAUUUGAGUAUCUUUUUGCAGCACAUUUAUAGAGUUUUAUAGAGAAUGGUCAGUGCUUAAAUGUAGGAGAGGGAGAGUAAGACGGGAGGUAACGUUUUUUUAUUAUUUCUUCCAGAGGACGGUGAACACCCUCUCUAUUACCCUCUCCUCCAUUUCUCUCCCUCUCAAUAUGCCGUGUUUCCACUCGCAUGGAUUUGCUUUUUGAACGGAAGAUAAUGAACAGAACCUGACAGUCAAGAAGACCUAGUCGAACAGUGGGGAUUAUUUGAACCCGCGUUCCGCUGCUUCCAUCAGCUCUGUCGCACAUAUUUCACUAAUGGAUAGAAAUUACCCAGGAGCGGGCUUUGGUGAUCUAGGCGCAGGAGCAGGAUGGAGCUAUGAGAGAUCGGCGAAGGCAAGCCUGGUCUAUGGAAGCUCCAGGUCAUCCCAUCCUGAAUCAGACCUUCUUCACCGGCAGGCCUACGCCACCCCCCACCCCCUGCAGGGCUAUGCAACUAAUCACCACCCAGGUAGCUCUGGACAGGGAGGAGCUUGGGGUGCAGCCGGGCGAAGUUUGGGUUUGUCGGGGUUGUUUGAUACAGGGCUUCACCACGCAAGCCCCUCAGGUGCAGAUGCGUCCGUCAUGAACCUGAUUUCUGCCCUGGAGUCUCGUGGUCCACAGCCACCCCCUUCCGCUUCGUCCCUCCUGUCGCAGUUCCGCACGCCCACCUGGCAGACUGCAAUGCACACCCCAGCCCCAGCUGAGCUCUUCAUCUCUGGCGCCCUUCCAGGAUCUGGAUCCUUCCCAUCAUCCUCUGCGCUCUCAGCCUAUCAGCACCCUGCUUCGUUCUCUGGCCGCUCCUUCCCUGGCGUGACCCCCUCCCUCUCUUUGCAGGACACUCCAACCUUCAGCCCCACCUCGAAUGGCCUCCUUUCUCCCCACGAUCCUUUGCUGCACAUCAAGACGCCAUCACAGUCCAGCCUGGGUUUCGACCGCCUGCUGUCCUCGCAGGGUGCGGCGGCGGCAGCGUACCGCGGGGGUCACGACCCCACGGCAGGCAGCGUGACCUCUGCCCAGGCUUCCUCCGUAGCUGCUGCCUCAGCCUCGGCCCGCCACCUCCAGUCACACCAGUUCAACCUGCUGUCGUCCCAGCUUCAGGACCAGUCCUCUCAGCUGUAUGGCGCCUCUGUGUUCUCCUCCGCCCCGGUCCCACAGCCGACCACCCAGGAGCGAACGGUACCCCGGCAGGACAGCGUGAUAAAGCACUACCAGCGCCCCACUUCAGCCCAGGCACCCUCCUCCACCCCACACCCCCUCCAGCACUAUCUCAGUUGUGGGGUGUCGGGGUACCAACAGCCCGCCCCCCCCUCCCGGCAUGGUGGCCUUGCCUGCAGCCCUCUGCAAGAGCACAGUCCCUCCUCAGAGCCUAAGCCCUCCCCCAGGAUUGAGCAGUACCGCCCCAUCAUCCAGCCUCCCUACACUCCUGCCGCCUCCUCUUCCUCGGCAGGAGCUGGGAAGGCAGCGAAGAGCAGCUCAAGCAGCGGUUACUCAUCCUCCGGGUCGGGGUCUUCGUCGCGGACCCCUCACACUCCCCCCUCGGCAUCGUCAGCCUCAUCCACCUCUUCGUCGUCGUCCUCCUCUUCCUCUGCGACCGGAGCUCGACCUUCAAACUCCAUCCCGACCUCCAGCUCGACCUCGGCUCCAUCUCGCCAGCAACCGCCCACUCAGCCUGCUCCUCCUCCUCCACAAACACAUCCUCAGCCUCAGCCAACCUCCUCCAACUCCACGCAGCAGUCCAAAUCCUGUCUGUCAGGCUAUGGAUCCCCCAUUGCCUCCGUCAAGCCAUCCAGCAAUCUGACUGGCCAGACCCCACCCCAACCGCAGGCACAGCCUCAGUCUUACUCCCCUGGCCAGCCACCUUCCUCCCAUCUCUCCCAGUCAUACGGGGGCUUCAGCUCCCCGCAGGCUCAUGAUCUGCCCUCUGCCAGGUCUUCUGGUGUCAGCAAAGGCUACGGCAGCAUGGGAGGUCAGUCGUUUUCAGCCGACUCUGUGUAUGGGGCAGAUUCUGGAUAUGGGUCCUUGCCACCUUCUCUCGGGGGUGCUGGGAGCCCCUCCAUGGGCUAUGGAGCGGCGGGACACUCCCCUGCUCUCUUGCGCUCCGGGGCAGGUGGCGGAUCGGCUGGUGGGGGUAACAGCUCGGGAAGUGGGGGUGCAGGAGGUGGGAGCAGUGGAGGUGGUGGGUCUUACCAUAUCCCAGACUCCAGCCCGUCUCCCUCCGGCAAUUCUGGAAUCAUCCGUCCAGGACUGCACUCCCCUGUGCCUUCCAGACCUGUUCAGUCACCUGUAGGAACUGGCUCGAACAAGUACCUGUCUUCUGUCCUGUCCCCAUCCUUCCUGCCUUCACCCCAGGGGUACCCCGACAGCCGAGGCCCUCGCUCACAGUCCUACCACCCCCCUCCCCCACCUAAGGGCAAGUCUGACGGCAGCAUGCUCGGUGUGGCAGAGAGGCCUCCGCCAGAGGAUGACGAUGAGGAAGACUUCCUCAUCCAGCACCUCUUACAGGCUCAGAGUCCUGCAUCCCACCACCACCCUCCACAGUCUGCUCAGCAGCAGCCUGUUGCUCCACCCCAGGAUGCGAGCAAGGGUCUCGCCUAUGAGAUGAGCAAGAGCUCUGAGGAGAGGUACCACCUCCAGAGUGUCAUUCGCACACAUAGUGCCACCUCUAACACUGGCGUUUCGGGGUCAGGAGCCAGUGCAGGCUUGGACAGCCAGCUGGAAAUGUCAUUGAAGAAACAACAUAAGCAGCAUCAGCAACAGCAACACCAUCAACAGCAGCAGCAGCAGAAAAGCAGCAGAUCCAUCAAUGAUGGAAGGGGCAGCACUGACCAGACACACCCCCACUCGCACCACCACGACGCCCUGGGGUCCGUGGUGCACUACGGCCGUGGGGACCCAUACUCCCAGCACCCUCUGUCUCAGCACCCACCCACCCACCACCAACACACCCCACACACCCCUACGCACCCACACUUGCACUCCCACCCCCACAUGGAUCUCCAGAAGAAGUCGCAAGACCCAGGUGACAUGUCCUACGGGUGCAAAACCCCAGAGGUGCCACCGCAACAUCAUCACUCGCACCAACACCAGCAGCAACAGCAGCAGCAGCAGCAGCAACAACAACACACACAACAACAGUCGCAGCAGCAGCAGCAGCAUCAUCAUCAACAGCAGCCUCCACCACAGCAUGCACAGCACCUUUCCCAGCAGUCCCAUCAGCAAUCCCAGCAGCACCAUCAGCCCCAGUCCCGGCAGACCUCCAUGAUGGACUCUCCCACCGACCAACCACGGCAGCCCCCUCACCUGUUGCAGUCUGUCCUCUCCCAUACCACACGCAAGAUGGACCCCCAACAGCAGCAGCAGCAGCAGCAGCACUCCAUGAGCCAGCAGGCCAUGAUGGAAGCAGCCGGGGGAGUGGGGGCCACGGAGAGCCAGGCUCGACAGCAGACCUCCCAGCUGCAGCUUCAACUCCAGUCCCAGAGUUUGGAGUCCGGGGGUCAUUAUGGGCGCACGUCCCAGCCACAGCAGGACCAGUCAAGGUCUAAAUCCUCGACGGUCUCGUCCAUGGAUAUGCUGGAGCGCUCCCUCUCGCGGAACUCCAGCACGGAGGGCGGAAUGGGGGACGAAAGGGUCAGCAGUGGAAGUGGUGGAAGAGGCAGUGGGGACCGACACCGAGCCCAGGAGCAGCAGAGGCUUCCAUCCCAUCACAGCCAGCAGCACCACACCUCCGAGUUGCACUCGUACCUGUCAGAACCCGACCUGGGCUUAAACGCUGCCACCCACGGGCACCACAUGCCACCGCACCACCAAGCCCCGCAACCACAGUCGCAUCCGAACUCCCACCACCAACAUCCGCACCCACAGCACCCCGGCGCCCAGAACCACCCUCACCACAUGUCCUCCCAGGCGUCAGGCGCUGCCUCGCAGCAGCAGCAGGAGCCCCCCCACCCCAGCCACUCCUCCCAGCUCCAGCAGUCUUCGCUGGACCAGGAGCACCAGUUUGACACCAGGAGCCCGGCGGUCAAGUCCCAGAACCAGAAUCAGAACCAGACGCAGAGCCAGAGGUACGUCCCUCUGCCAUCCAUCUGUUUUCCAGACUCCCUCCUGCCGGACGAGGACCGCUCAUUCUUCCCCGGGAUGGAGGACAUGUUUUGCCCCGACGAGUACAAGACGAGCUGCCACGGGGGAGAAAACCAGGGGCAGGAAGGAGUUUCUCAGGGCCACGGGGGGCAGGAAGGCAUGGAGGGCAUGAAGGCAACAGGAGCUGGCAGAGGCGACGGUACAGAGUCUGGCUAUGACAUGCUGGGACACCACAGUGACCAGGGGUAUGGCCAGUACUGUCCUGACCUUUCUGAGUCUGACAACGGCCCCAUGCAUUUAGACCUGGACUCGCUUAAGACCCAUGAGCUGCCAUCCACCGUCAACACAGAACAACUGGGUCUGAUCCAGUCUCAGCCCCAGGGUCUUGGCAUGGGAAGCGCCGGAUCCAUGGGAGACGGAUCUGGGAACAAAAUGGGUGGCAACGCUGGGUCCGGUUCAGGCCCAGGCGGGCUCACCUCACCGAUCUUCUGCUCAUCUAGACCCAAGAAGCUCCUGAAAUCCAGCUCCUUCCAUCUCCUCAAGGAGAGGCCCGACCCAAACGCCAUGCCCAAGAAGAGCUACGCGCAGGAAUACGAGUUUGAGGACGACGAGGACAAGGCGAAUGUUCCUGCAGACAUCCGCCUGAACAGUCGCCGACUUCCAGAUCUGAUCCCUGACCUCGUAUCCAGCUGUCGGAAGUCCGGUGGAGGAGGAAUGGGAAGUGGGGCGAUGAACCCACUUAUGGACGACCUAGAUUUCGGGUACCCCUCUCUUGGUCCUCCUCCACAGCUAUUGCCCAAUGAAGGCCCUAAGAAGAGGGGCAGGAAGCCCAGCAAGCCCAAACGGGACGGACCCCCACGUCCGCGGGGCCGUCCACGGAUUCGCCCGUUGCCCGAACCCCAACUGUCUAGAAGUAUGAUGGGAGAGAUCGGGACGGGCUAUGUUCCUGAGAGGGGUAGGGGCCGUGGGCGGGGCAGAGGUCGAGGGAGGCGGGAGGAUGCCAUGAUGGACAUGGACAUGGCGCAAAAAGAGCAGAACCAGAUGUAUCAUCAACACAUGCAGCAUCAACAGCAGCAGCAUCACCACCAACAGCAACAACAACAGCAACAACAACAACAACAUCAGCAGACAAUGCCUCAUCUGCACCAGGAGCCCAUUAAACCCAUUAAGAUCAAAUUGCCCAUCGUCUCCAUGUCCUCCUCUGAUGCUUUGCUCCGGACGGACUCCCUGUCUGGCACUGACCAGGCUCUCUCAGAUGGUUCUGUUGGGUCCGCGCCCUCUCUGGGCCUCAGUCCGGGGACUCCUGGACCUCCUGACUUGAACAGAAGCCAGGAGAAGGGCAAGUCUAAAAGCCAGGAGGCUGAUGACAAGGAACCAGAGAAGGCUGGCUUCAUGGCAUCUUUCUUGGACUUCCUGAAAUCAGGCAAAAAGAAUCCAGGGAUGGGAAUGCCCCCAGGUUCUGGAAUGGGUCCUGGAAAUGGGGACGCCUCUCCAGGAAAGACGGGUGGGAUUCGCCCCCUGUCUCCUCCUCCGCCCCCGCCUCCACCGCCUCCGGCCUCCGCCGGGUUCGGAGAGAGCGAGGGUGACGGCAGCCUCUCGCUGGGCAGCUGCCCGAGCCCGUGCAAGCGCCUGGACGAGGAGCUGAAGCGUAACCUGGAGACCCUUCCCUCGUUCUCCUCAGAUGAAGAAGACUCCGUGGGCAAGAACCAGGACCUGCAGAAGAGCAUUUCGUCGGCCAUCUCGGCCCUCUACGACACCCCCCAACUCAGCACUUCCUCCUCCCUCCCUACGCCCUCCCUGCCGUCUCCUCCUCCGCCGCCUCCUCCUGCCCCGCUCACCCCGACCCAGCAGCCCCCAGCACUCAGCCCGCAGCCCCCUACCCACACCCCACACGGCCAGCCAACCGCUCACGGCCUCGGCCAGCACGCGGAGCCGGCUGUGCUGGAGCGGGAAGAGGCAGGGGAAGAAGAACAGGAGGAGGAGGAGGAGGAGAUGGAUCAGGAGUCUGAGCAGCAGCAGCAGCAGCAGCAGCAGCUGCAUCAGGAAGAGGAAGAGGAAGAGGAGCGAAAUAGCAGAGAAGAAGAAGAAGAAGAAGAAGAAGAGGAGGAAAAGGAGAAGGAUGACACUGAGGACGACCAAGUUCCUGAGCUGGAGAUACUGGGAGUUCCUAAGGUCGGAGACUCUCCUGUACAAUCUCCCCAGCCGACUGGCCCCUCUUCUCCUCCUCCCCUCUCUCCUUCUGCUCCUUCCUCCUCUCCCUCACCUCCCCCGCUCCCUCCUCUCUCCCUCCCAUCGCCCCUUCCAGAAGAGGAGGAGGAGGAGGAGGAGGAGGAGGAGGAGGAGGAUGAUCAGCAGCAGUCCGAAAAGGAGCAGUCCUCUCCUCCCCCUCCGAGCCCCCUUGCUCCCUCCAUCCCGGUCCUCUCACCCCCACCCCCGGAUCCCCGUCCUCCGUCUGCUCCCCUGUCGGACGCAGCAGAAGACGCACCUCCCAUGUCCCCCAGCCCUCCUGCAUCACCGCUCCCUCCGCCAUCGCCUCCUCCCCCUGCCCUGGCCCCAACACCCCCUCAGCGGGCCGCGCUGGCGCCCCCUGCCUCACCGGAGGAGCCUCCCACGCCGCAGAUCCUGCCGCUGCACCUGGCGCAGAAGCAGAGCGGCGCUGCCAUCGCAGGCGAGAGCGAAGAGGAUGAUAGCGAGAGUGGCGGGGAAGGAAUCUUCCGGGAGCGUGAUGAGUUUGUGGUGCGCAUCGAGGACAUCAAGCAACUCAAGCUUGCACUGCAGACAGGCAGAGAGCCGCCGCCCAUCUGGAGGGUGCAGAAGGCCCUGCUGCAGAAGUUCAGCCCUGAGAUCAAAGACGGCCAAAGGCAGUUCUGUGCCACCAGCAACUAUCUGGGCUACUUUGGUGAUGCAAAGAAACGGUACCAGCGGCUGUACGUGAAGUUCCUGGAGAACGUGAGCAAGAAGGACUACGUGAGGGUUUGCUCCUUUAAGCCAUGGCACAGACCUUCGGUCACACUCAGGCGCCAGUCCCUUCAGAGGAUGGCAGCCCCUGCCAACAACCAGUCGCCCCCUCUGGUGAAGAAGGAGGAGAAAGAGAAGGAGAAACCGAAGGAGAGGGAGCAACGCGAAACGAGGGAGAGGAGUAACGUCAAGGAGAGAGAUCAACGGGCUGCCGACCGGGUGGUGAAAACGAAAGAGAAGGAACGAGAGAAAGAGAGGGAGAAGAGAGCACAGCCGGUUCCGGAAAAGGCGGAGAAGAGGAGCGCGAUGGCCGACCGAGGGAAGGCGAAGGAGGAGAAGAAGGGAGGUGGUGGAGAGAGGAGGUCGGAGCGUCCCUCCAAACCGGUCCAGGUCAAGGCCAAGGCUGAACCUCCACCAAAGAAGAGGAGAAAGUGGCUGAAGGAAGUGCCAUCAUCAUCCUCAUCUGACUCCUCAGCCAGUGAAGAUGAAGUAUCCGUGCGAGGCGGGCUGAACACGCGCGCCAUGAGAGAGAUGUUCCGCAGCUACGUGGAGAUGCUGGUCAGCACGGCGCUAGACCCUGACAUGAUCCAGGCCCUGGAGGACACAGAAGACGAGCUUUACCUCCCGCCCAUGCGUAAGAUUGACAGCGUCCUCGGCGAACAGAAGCGGAAGCUACUGAGGAGAGUCAGCAUGAGCUCCCAACACCAGGAAGCCCUUCACACCUUCCCUCAAAUAUCCGCCGACCCGUUAGAGUCUGGAACGGUGAGGGUGCGGCUGGGCGGGGAGGGCUACAAUCGCAAAACGCUGAGCCGUGUCAAAAAGAGUCUGCCCAAACCACAGGACCUUAAACUGUCAACUGAAACGUGUCGCAUCUACAGCCUCUAUCAUUCUCUUCAUCAUUAUAAAUACCACACAUUCCUACACUGUAAAAAAGAGACUGUCAGUAUAGAGCAGGCCUCAGAAGAUCCUGGCCAGGAGGAGGUGGUGCAGCAGUGUAUGGCCAAUCAGAGCUGGCUCGAGACCCUUUUCAACUCCUUUAUUGAGCUCAUGGCCCUCAGCUCUAAAGUGUGAGAGAGGCAAGAAUGAGGCAAGGAGGGUCUGAGUGCUGCCCUCUACAGUCCUGGCAGCGGUACUGCAGACAAGAGGGUGUACGAGGACAGAGGAGAAAAUGAAAUUUCUAAAUUUCAAAAUAAGAGAUUAGGAAACGGCUGCCAUGCCUCGGAUUUGUUCUGGAAUACUACAUGAAAAUCAACUUCACUUCAAGAUAUCAGUACAGAACAAAGUGGGUCGUAAAUAUCCUUUUGAAACUGAUUCUUAUAGCUUCAGCACCUGACAAGAAAUGGGACUGAAGGCGAAACGGUGAUGAAGAUCAGUCUCCACCGUCUGUAGUGAGCUGCACAUGGAGAUCCGGAACUGAAAAAAAGAGUAAGAGGCCAUUGUAAAACAGGAGCCAUCGCAUUCAAAAGAUAAACAAGCAAACAAAUGGGGGAAAGGACAAAAAGAUGAAGUGAAGAAUGGAGCAAUGUGGUUUGUCACGCAUUGCAAAAAUGGAGGGGAAAAAAACACGUUGAUGCAAAAAGACUGAGAUAUGAUAUGGCACUGUGAACCAUGAUAUUCAAGGAAGUACGGAAUCCCAUUUUGAUGCAAAAGGAGACUCAUAUUUUUGUUUUGUUUUGUUUUUGGGCACUGUGAGUCAGUUGAUUCAUUGUGCGCGGCGUUACUGACGGCGUGAACUGGUUCCCGAACAAUGGUCAGAGAGUGAGUCUGUUACUGUUUUACACAGAAUUAUUUUUAAAAAAAAAUAAUGGUUUUAUCCUGCUCUGUGAGGGACACUAUAGAGCAGGUGAAAGACUGGUAGUGUUUCUAAUGAGUAAAGAAUGCAGUGAGAUUUUGAAAUGGACUUGGAAAGGAUGGGGGGUUAAAUAUGUAUUGACAUUCAAUGCUUCAGGCAAUGUGAGUGCUGUGUAUGAUGUAGAAUAAUACUGUACACGCAUUUUUAUUAUUUAUACGAAAGACGUUUUUAACAGGAACUCGCAGAGAGAAACACAUUCAUUAGCAUUUGAAGUAACUCUUUUUCUUUUGUUUGUUUGUUUGUUUCCAAUGGUUACAAAUUAAAUGUUUUUGCCACAUUUCCUAGCUUUCUGCCUUUACGCUCUGCACGAAGGAUUUGCGUUCAAGGACUUAAAGUGGCAUCGGUCUUCCUUCGUACACUCGCCAUCAUCAGAUGGCAAGUGUAUGGAGGAAAAGAGAAAAACGUUAAAUAUAUUUGAGAACUAAACCGCAUUGUAGGCUAUAAUUUCAUUCAUUCAUCCAUUCAUUUAAAAAAAAUGAAAAACGAACAAAAAAAAAAACUUGGUUGUAAGAGAGCUACGAGAAACGGUCUGCUCCCACAAGGGAGGAUUUAUGUACGCGUAAUAUUUAAGGAUGUUUUCAUUUUAUCCGCUUGUUGUUUGUUGGUAUCAUGAGUAUUAUUUUGGAACAAUCUUAAUAUUUUCUGUUUUUCCCCCUGAAAAAAAGCCUUGUGUAAAUAUUGUACAGCUUCUGCCACAAACCUCCGGCUUCUCCUGUACAUGGGACUAUCCUUGUAUUUGACAAACAAAUAAAAAAAACCUUCAAAGUGGAGAUAACAUCA
Molecule: messenger RNA, 10270 nt
Organism: Clupea harengus (Atlantic herring)
Lineage: Eukaryota; Metazoa; Chordata; Actinopteri; Clupeiformes; Clupeidae
Gene: prr12a
Product: proline rich 12a
Exons: 16
Coding region: 880-8709 (2609 amino acids)
Source: RefSeq, a predicted model, not a curated record